Molecule: messenger RNA, 4497 nt
Organism: Rhopalosiphum maidis (corn leaf aphid)
Lineage: Eukaryota; Metazoa; Arthropoda; Insecta; Hemiptera; Aphididae
Exons: 8
Coding region: 995-4411 (1138 amino acids)
Biological process (GO): RNA 3'-end processing
Molecular function (GO): nucleotidyltransferase activity
Source: RefSeq, a predicted model, not a curated record
GGUUAACCCCACUCGCCACUAGAGUCCGAGUUCGUAUUUAUUUAUCUGAUUUCUUAUGUUUUGUAUUAUAGAAACGGUACACUGCCACAUUGGCAUCAGUCAAUCAGUGCGUCACGACGGUAGCGUUGCAAUUUGUCUUUCUAUACCGCGUCGGACGUCCAGCUGACUGCCGAGUAAUCCACUCCAUAAUUAUGGGCGCAGACGAGCAACCGCCCGACGACAGACGCCAACCGAAUUCGAUUCUAUUUCGGCUUGUAUAGCGUGGCAAUGCGGCUUUCGGUGGAUCGGUUCGAAUCCCGUGGUUUCGCUAUUUGCAUUCUCGCAUCGUACAAUGUUAUCAAGCUUAUAAUGUGAUUACUAUAAAACGCGCGAGAUAAAUAUAAUUACCUAAUCUAUGAUAUAAAUAGACCUUUUUAUCGAAAUUCGAACACAUCAUUAUUCAUUAGUCUGUACAUGACAAAAUAAACUUUAAACAAAAGUAAAUUUUGUCAUGGCAUGAGUCUAUUGACUAUAGUCAAAAUCGCGGUCCACGGAUUACUAUCACCUACACCAUGACAAUGCCUUUUUUAUUUUGAUAAUUUUAUUAUUCCUGUUAAUUAAUAAUUUCUUAAUCGUGGUGAAAUAAGAUGAACUUUUGAAAAAUUACAAUACGAGCUUAACAACGAAAAUAAUAACAACUUAGAAUCAUUGUAUUGCAACAGGAUUUUAAUUCGUGACGAGCGAUGAACUUCGACGCACGUUGAUUGCAAGAUUUCUGUGAUCUGUAUUUUGUUGCAGUUGUGCAGUACCCAUCCACUCUAGCGACUAUAAAUAUGGCGCAGUAAAAUUAAUUUCAAUUAUAAUUCAUUAGAUGAAUUAAAUAAACAAUUUUUCCUGACCGUUUAUUUGUAUUGUGGACGAUGAAGAUCUGUUUUACUUAGUCUGUGAAUUGUGCAUUUGUGCCUUGGAACACUGAUAGUUCUUCCUGUGUCUGGUAAUAUUAUAAUAAUUUACAAUGGCUAAAACAAUUGAUGAUCUUGAGGUAUUGAUUAAAUUGCCUCCACUAUUGUUAAAAGCGUUCUCUAUCAAUAUUAACCAAGCCAAAUGUAUGAAAUGUAAUCUUUCAUGUGCAUCAGUAGAUGAUGAUAUUCUUUUCCAUUUGUCAGUAUGUAAUGGGAUCCUUAUUGAUGAAAAUAUCCAACCAGUAUUUAAAUUCCAUUGUUUGAAGUGUUAUUUUAUAACUGAUAGUAUUGAUCAAUGGAAAUGUCAUUUAUUCAAACUCGGUCAUAUUUCCAUUAAUUUUGAUUCAGAUAUAAAAAAGUAUUAUUCACACGAUUGUAAUUCAUGUAAAACUCAUUUUUACGGAUCUAAAAUUAGUAUACUACAACAUCAAUGCAGACCUAAAUUUAUUUCAUUAUUGUCAGAAGUAAUGGCCUAUGUGUAUGCAGAGAACACUGUUAAGGAUAAACAGACCAUGCUCCAUUAUUGUACAGAUUGCUUUUGUUACACUUAUGACUUAACAAUAACUGAUAUUCACAUUAAAAAGCAUAGUGAAGCUGCCUAUAAAUAUGUUUGCAAUUCGUGUAUGAUAACAUUUUAUGGUUCUAAGAAAGAAGAGUUUUUAAACCAUAAACAUUCAUUUGAACAUAUAGUUCUAUGGUUUUUAAAUGGAGCUCGAACUGUACCAAAACUGUCAAAUACUGCGAUUCAAAAAUUGCCUUACUACAUAACAAAAUAUUUUAUAAUUAGUUCACUAUUAGAACAAUUUUGUUGUAUUGUCUGCAAUAAAAAAAACAUAUUGACAUAUGAAUGUAUUUAUGAUCAUUUUCAUAAAUGUAUUUCAUCCAAAGAAAUUUCUUGUAUUAACAGCUGCAUUCCAUUGCUCGCAGCAAACUGUAAUGCAUGUGGUUAUUUAUGUUCCGCGGAAGAUGAAAAUGUAUACGAAUGUUGGUUAGACCAUGUAAUAAGUUUUGAUCAUUUGAGUAAAACAGUGGUUGGAAAAAAAAACAAACAAAAAUUGUUUUCAUAUUACUGUUAUGUAAGUGAUACUGUAUUUUAUGGAACUGAUUCUUUUAUUAAGGACUUAAUAUUUAAAACAAACGAUGAUGUUGGACGUCUAUUAUUUAUAUCAGAUUUAAUGGCUAAAGUGUAUAAACGUGUCACUAAUGCACAUUUCAGCUGUAAUAUUUUAUUUUGUUGUGGAAUUUGUCAAAAUUAUACAGACAAACAGUUAUUUGGUUGUGUACAUCAAAAUAAUGAUUUAACACAAUCACUUUAUUGUUCUGCUUGUUUAGUAAAAUUUAAUGUCCAUUCUGACUACAAUGAACAUCUUGUUACUAGUGAGCAUAUUAUUUUGAAAUAUUUUAAAUCUAAUCAAUUAGGCGAGCUUAAAAUUCUUGAUCGUUCCAUGGAAACAAUGAAGAUUUAUUUAACUAAUUUAACAAAUAGUGACGAUGACGAUUGUAAUGAUGAUGGGGAUAAUGAUAAAAAUGGUAGCUCUGAUGAUGUCCAUGACAAUGACAACUACAAUAAUGACUCUGAUAAUGACAACUCUCAUGAAACCAAAGAUGAGGAUAAUAAUGAAAUGAUUACUUCCGUACAAAACUUAAAAACAUAUGAUCUAGAAGAAAACAUUAUUUCAAAUUUAAUAGCAAAACUAUCUGUACAACCAAACAAAUCCGCUUUUAAUAAUUACUUAAGAAUGAACUUUGAAUUAAUAAACCAAAUGCCACAAGCAACUAAUGUUUUUGUUGAAUCAGUGUCAUUUAUCUGUGACAUUUGUAAUUUGGUUAUUGGUAAUCGUGAUGAUUGGAUUAAACACGACGGAGAGUUUCAUAUAAAAGAUAAUGAUUUUUCAAUUUUAUACUGUGAUAUUUGUCGUGUUUACAAUGUGAAUACUUCUUCUAUUAAUAUUGACCAUCAUUUAGUGACUAACGAACAUAUAAUAAUGAAAGAAUUUCAUGAAUACCUGAAAAAAAAUUUGAUAAAGCCUUCAAUAAAUAAUAUCAAUAAUUGUAAUAAUAACUCAAAUCACAUCGAUAAAGACAAUGGUUCUAAUGUAGAAAUUGAAAAAAUCCAAAAUCCAAAAGUACAUAAAAUAAACAAAACCAUUCAUAUAGAAUUUAAGGAUGUCAAUACUGAUUUAAAAAAAAAUAAUUAUUGUUUACUAAAUAAAAUAAUUCAAGAAAAAUAUGGCAAAUUCAAACAGAUCAAGAAUGUAGACAAUUCAUUUAUAAUUCUUUUCAAAAAUAUAAACCAGGUUAAAUGUUUAGUUGAGGAUAAAAAAAAAUUAAUAGAACAGUAUGGCUUUUCAAUACAUGUAAUAGGAGAACAUAAAGAAAAAGUAUUAUCACUGAAGACAAUAGAUUUAUUUGAAGAUUGGGGAUUGUUAUGUGAUAUAAUUUUCAGUGAUUUAGAAGUUAUGAAUAGGACAUUAACCAGUUCAAAAAUACAAUCAUGUGUUCAAAAAUUGUGUGACUCAAUAUAUAGCCUUCAAAUUGGAGCAGAUUCAAAUAAGGUUCACAUUUUUGGUUCUCGAGUUUAUGGACUAGCUACAAAUGCAACUGAUAUAGAUUUAUACUUGGAAACAGAUGACACAUUUGACGGGGAAAUAUCAAAUGAUUUUGACAUUCAAGUGGAAUUGGUUAAAACAUUUACUGAACGCUGUCUAUUGAAACCAAAAGUCUUUCAGAACGUUGAAGAAAUCUGCAAUGCUCGUGUACCCAUUGUUAAAUUUUAUCACAUACCAUCAAAACUCAAUUGCGAUGUAUCUUUUAAAAGCGGUCUGAGUGUGUACAACACAAAACUAAUCAAAUUGUAUUUGUCGCUUAGCACUACUGUGAAGUGGCUGGUCUGUGUCAUUGUGAAGCAUUGGGCUCUCCAAAACGGUUUGAAAGACAGACAUUUGUUCACUAGCUAUGCCUUGAUAUGGCUGGUAUUAUUUUACUUGAUGACUGAAAAAGUUGUUCCGUCGGUGAUGGAACUCAGGCAAAAAGCUUCUAAAGACGAUCAUAAAGUUAUUGAAGGGUGGGACUGUACGUUUGGAAAAUGGUCUGGCAAUAUCAGUGACGAUAAACGUGCUAAACUGUUAUUGGGUUUUUUCCAAUUCUACGCCAAUAAGAGAAGACUAAAGGAUAAUGUAUUGUCUACUUGCACUGGUCGAUGUAUGAAAAAGCAUAAAUUUUAUGAACAUUUUACCCAAUUAUCUGGAAUAAGUAAAAUACAGAGAACCAAGUUUAAAACCUUUCAAUCCAAAGUUGAUUCGAGUUUUGAAAAAUGUUACGGACUUGUUCUACAAGAUCCAUUUGAACUGUCAUUCAACUUAACUAAAAACAUAUAUAAACAAGUGUUGACAGACUUUUGUGAAUUGUGUAAUCAAAGUUCGACCCUUUUAAUUAAUAUGAAGGGUUACAAUAUGUUUUUUAAUGCCUAAUAUUGUUUAAAAUUGUAUUUUUAUUAUGCUCAAAACAUUUUCUAGACUUUCUCAAGUCACUUAUGCAUUGUAUAAUGAUGUGAACA